Odobenus rosmarus divergens (Pacific walrus) is the source of this 2218-nucleotide messenger RNA. RefSeq names its product asteroid homolog 1 (Drosophila) (gene ASTE1). NCBI's taxonomy places the organism in Eukaryota, Metazoa, Chordata, Mammalia, Carnivora, Odobenidae. Gene Ontology annotation, molecular function: nuclease activity. Bases 10 to 2052 code for a protein of 680 amino acids. The transcript has 4 exons. The record is from RefSeq and is a predicted model, not a curated record.
UCAGUCAUCAUGGGUAUUCGAGGACUAAUGAGUUUUGUGGAAGAUCAUAGUAAUGAGUUCUUCAUUGAUUUGAAGUUGCGAGACACAAAAAUUGUCAUUGAUGGCUAUGCUCUCUUCCAUCGGCUUUGCUUCAACUCAAACUUGGAACUUCGGUAUGGAGGGGACUAUGAUUCUUUUGCAGAUGUUGCACAAAAAUUCUUUGAAUCACUGUUUGCUUGUAAUAUCUGUCCAUAUGUUGUAUUAGAUGGAGGAUGUGACAUUUCUGAUAAAAAGCUUAAAACUUUAAAGGAUCGAGCUAGAGAGAAGAUCCAGAUGGCUCAUUCCCUUUCUGUUGGUGGGGGUGGGUAUGUGUGUCCCUUACUCAUCCGGGAAGUGUUCAUACAGGUUUUGGUCAAGCUACAGGUGUGUUUUGUCCAGUGCUUUUCAGAAGCAGAUCGGGACAUUAUGACAUUGGCUAAUCAUUGGAAUUGCCCUGUGUUAUCAUCAGAUAGUGACUUUUGCAUCUUUGACCUAAAAACUGGGUUUUGCCCAUUGAAUAGCUUUCAGUGGAGAAAUGUGAACACUAUCAAAGGCACACAAGACUGCUAUAUCCCUGCCAAGUGCUUUUCCCUUGAUGCACUCUGCCGUCAUUUCAGCAAUAUGAAUAAAGCUCUACUGCCUCUCUUUGCGGUGCUAUGUGGAAAUGAUCAUAUUAAUCUGCCCAUCAUAGAGACAUUCUUAAGUAAAGUACGUCUUCCUCUUGGAGCUACCAGUUCUAAGGGGAGGAGACAUCACCGAGUUUGGGGACUUCUGAAUUGGUUAUCUCAUUUUGCCAACCCUACUGAAGCACUGGAUAAUGUUCUGGAAUAUCUCCCCAAAAAGGAUCGUGAAAAUGUUAAGGAAAUUCUCUGCUGUACCAUGGAAGAAUACAAGCAAUCUCAGGUGAAGCUGCAGGACUUUUUCCAGUAUGGUACUUACGCCUGUCCAGCCGCCUUGAAUCUGGAUUUACCAGAAUGGGUAUUAGUGGCUUUGGCCAAAGGCCAGCUAUCUCCUUUCAUCAGCGAUGCUUUGGUGCUAAGAAGGACCAUUCUUCACACACAGGUGGAAAAUAUGCAGCAACCAAAUGCCCACAGAGUAUCUCUGCCCAUCCGGCAAAUCAUCUAUGGGCUUCUUUUGAAUGCCUCUCCACAUCUGGAAAAUAUGUCCUGGAAUGCAUUGCCUUCUCAGCCUCUAGCUUUCAGCGAAAUGGAAAGGAUUAAUAAAAAUAUCAAAACAUCGAUUGUUAAUGCAGUAGAACUGUCCAAGGAUCAUUCUGACUUAAGCAAAUUGACUGAGCUGUCCCUGGCCAAACGGCAGAUACUUCUGUUAGACACCCUGAAGGUGAAACGGACCAUCCUGGAAUCAAUCCCUUCUUCACUGAAGCUGCCCAUUUCUGUCAGUUGCUACUGGUUGCAGCACACAGAGUCCAAGGCAAAGCUACAUCACCUGCAGGCCUUACUGCUAGGGAUGCUGAUGGGGCCCUUGCAUGCCAUAAUAACCAGCCCUGAUAAGGAAGAUCUGCGGGAAGAUGGUGCUAGGAUGCUGUAUGAAGAAUUCCAAAGAGUGAAGGAGCAGACGCGGCCGGGCACGAGACUGGACUUAGACACAGCUCACAUCUUCUGUCAGUGGCAGUGCUGUCUGCAGAUGGGGAUGUAUCUCAAUCAGCUGCUGUCCACUCCUCUCCCGGAACCAGACCUAACUCGACUCUAUAGUGGAAGCCUGGUGCAUGGACUAUGCCAACAACUGCUAACAUCAACUUCUGUAGAAAGUCUCCUGAGCAUGUGCCCUGAGGCAAAGCAACUAUAUGAACAUCUGUUCAAUGCCACAAGGUCAUAUGCCCCUGCUGAAUUAUUCCUACCAAAGGGUAAAUCAAAUUCAAAAAAAAGAAGGCAAAAGAAACACAGUACCAGCUGGUCAAAGAACAGAGUGGGAACCACCUCAGACACUAGAUGCUUGUAUGAGGGAAGCAAUCGUUUUGGGCUAUUAAUGGUUGAAAACUUGGAGGAACAAAUUGAGGUCUCAGAGCUUGAUUAAACUCAGUCUGCAACCAGAUGUAUAAUUCUUAAAACUUUUGUUACCUCCCUUGAAAUGAUUAACUUUUAUUUAGAAUCUGUUAGGGAAUAAACAUUGUAAGAGGCAACCUUUGAAUCCCAAGGUAUUUUGUAUUCUGCUUUUAAUAAAUACAACCUGAUUUAAGAAA